AUGACAGACGGACACGCGAAAAAGCACACGAACAAGUCCAAUAGAGCCAGAGACAACGUCGAACGCAAGAUCGUCUACAAGAGUGUUCUUGAUAAUCCACUCCAAGUCCGGUGGCCAAAUAUUCCUGAAAACAUCCAGAAUGCUAUUCUGGCGCUGAUUGUCUCCAUUCUGGACGGCGUGGCAGAAAUGCACGCCAAGACGCAGUCAACAAGCAGGAAGCGGAAGAAAGGAGAGCACACAGCGGAAGUGGUAAAGAAGAAAUACAGAUUAGAAGAGCAGGAAAGCUCUUGUGCCGGCAUGCAUGUUGACACGACAAGCCAGUCCGACACUCCCACAAUAUCAGCAGAUGGCGCGACCCAGCCACCGAUCAUUCUCGACCAUCUCACCAUCGGUAUAAAUGAGGUCACCAAAGCCUUGGAGCACAUAGCGAAGUUUCGGAGGCGAGAUAUGUCAUCGGAGCAAUCCGACUCACCCAGCGUCCACAUGCCAACCUCGAGACUGGUUGUAGUCUGCCUCGCGGACAUUAAUCCGCCAAUCUUGGUCGGCCAUCUGCCCAACUUGGUUGCGGCGUGCAAUUCCGCGGAGAGCUCGGGUGAUCGGCACAAAACAUGGCUCGUGCCAUUGGCAAAGGGUGCGGAGCAAACGUUAGCAGCAGCGAUAGGCCUCAAACGUGUUGCGACUAUUGCAAUCGACGCUUCUGCGCCACAGUUCUCGAGUCUCGAGUACUUGCUGGAGUCUGUGCCUAUUCUCACUGCUCCUUGGUUACAUCCAACCCCGAAUGCGCGCACGGAGUUGGUCCCGACACAUAUUAAACAGCUGAAGACCACCGCUCCCAAAGACAUGCGCGCCGCCAAGGAGCUUAGAACGAAAGGCAGGGUUGAGGCGAAGCGGAGAAAGCAGGCAAAG
Molecule: messenger RNA, 906 nt
Organism: Phanerochaete carnosa HHB-10118-sp
Lineage: Eukaryota; Fungi; Basidiomycota; Agaricomycetes; Polyporales; Phanerochaetaceae
Exons: 3
Biological process (GO): tRNA processing; rRNA processing; nuclear-transcribed mRNA catabolic process, RNase MRP-dependent
Cellular component (GO): cytosol; nucleolar ribonuclease P complex; ribonuclease MRP complex
Molecular function (GO): ribonuclease MRP activity
Source: RefSeq, a predicted model, not a curated record